Lathyrus oleraceus (garden pea) is the source of this 311-nucleotide messenger RNA. RefSeq names its product arabinogalactan protein 21-like. The record is from RefSeq and is a predicted model, not a curated record. The transcript has a single exon. Bases 68 to 250 code for a protein of 60 amino acids. Lineage: Eukaryota; Viridiplantae; Streptophyta; Magnoliopsida; Fabales; Fabaceae.
UUUAAUACCAACUUUCUCAAAUUCUUUCCAUAAAAGAAAUUAAGAAAGUAUCAAAUUAAAUUCAGAAAUGGAGGCAUCAAAGAUAAAUCAAUUUUUUGUUGCUAUGGUGGUGGUCAUGAUGAUGGCAGUAUCAACUGUUUCAGCUGAUGUAGAAGCACCAGCACCAAGUCCUACAUCUGAUGCUACAACUCUCUUUGUGCCAACAAUGAUUGCAUCCUUUGUUGCGCUUGUUUUUGGACUUCUUUUCUAAUUUUAUUAACAAUGAAAUUACAAUUCUUUUGAGGACUUGGUUAUAUAUUUCUCAAUAGUCA